Molecule: messenger RNA, 672 nt
Organism: Orbilia oligospora ATCC 24927
Lineage: Eukaryota; Fungi; Ascomycota; Orbiliomycetes; Orbiliales; Orbiliaceae
Exons: 1
Coding region: 1-672 (223 amino acids)
Source: RefSeq, a predicted model, not a curated record
AUGCAACUUCUUGCCGCUUGUGCACUUUUCCUCGCUGCUCCAGCGCUUUCAUCUCCACUCCCUCCCUCCCAACAGCCGAUCGGAGAUGUCGACUUCAAGAUCCCAACGGUCCAUGAGUCUGCUGUGAUGGCCCGUCGGAUUCUCCGACUCAGUCCCAUCGGAACUCUCUCCACCAACCUUCCUUCCUCCGACCCUCAUGCCCACGAGUUCCCAAUCGGUUUACCCGACUACAUAGGAGAUUGUGACCCAAAGUAUCCCGGCGCUCCCACAGUUUUGGCCAUGAAUAUCGCCACUACCUUCCGAAACGUCGCUGCUGGAUCCGAAAUCUCCGUCUCUCUUCGAUAUGAACCACCAGCGGAUGCCGAGCGGAAGUUCUCUGUUGCGAGUCUUCCGCGAUUCGCUUUGAUCACCAAGCUAGAGGAUAUUCCUGCAGAAGAGGUCGCGAGCGGGGACGUCGUCAAGUGCUUUACAAAGUAUCACCCAGAUGCUAAGUGGUGGUUGCCCGGAAACAGAAUCCACACGAGUAGAUGGGCGAGAUUGGUCGUUACAGGUGUGUACUGGGUUGGGGGAUUUGGCGAUAGAGCCUAUAUCGGAUGGAUCCCGGUUCAGGAAUGGAACAGCGUCACCGAGGCUGAGAUCGAAGCCCUUAGACUACCUGGCGAAAAGCAGUAA